AUGUCUACCUCUCCCAGCACAACAACAAACGACCUCCUCGCCACAACCUUGACUCUACCACCAAAGAUCGCUGUAAUCAUCUGCUCCCAACGCUCGCCUCGAAUAGGCGACCAGAUCGGUACAUUUGUCUACAACAUCCUCAAGCAGUACCAGGCCACCGCGUCAAAGUCGAGUUCGUACGAGCUCUCUCUGGUCGAUUUGGCAGAGCAUCCGCUCCCGUUCUUCGACGAGCCAGUCAUCCCACAAACAAUCACAAACCCACUAGACUACCACCAUGAACACACGCGACAAUGGUCGCAUCUCAUCUCCUCCUGCUCUGCCUUUGUCUUCGUCACCCCCCAAUAUAACUGGUCCUUCCCGGCAAACCUGAAGAAUGCGAUAGACUACCUAUUCAACGAAUGGGCCGGCAAACCCGCCAUGGUCGUGAGCUACGGCGGCCACGGCGGUGGGAAAUCGGCGGAGCAGUUGACGCAGGUUCUUCGGGCGGUGGGGAUGAACGUGGUGAGCAGGAGUGUGGGACUGAUGUUUCCUAAGCAGGGAGAGGAUGGGAGGGCGUUCCUAAAGAAGGCGGCGAGGGGAAGCGAUUUAGGUCUGGCCGAGGAGCAAAGUGACGGGGGAGUAUGGGCGAAAGAGAUGGGAGAGGUCAAGGAGCUGUUUGCCGAAUUGGUGGGGAUGUCGUCGCAGGGUGGGAAGUCGGCGGAAUAG
Molecule: messenger RNA, 705 nt
Organism: Cladophialophora yegresii CBS 114405
Lineage: Eukaryota; Fungi; Ascomycota; Eurotiomycetes; Chaetothyriales; Herpotrichiellaceae
Exons: 1
Coding region: 1-705 (234 amino acids)
Cellular component (GO): cytosol
Molecular function (GO): oxidoreductase activity; FMN binding
Source: RefSeq, a predicted model, not a curated record